AGGUUUCUUUAGUUCUGCACUGGUGAACUGUUAAGUUUACAGGCGUUGAAGGCAGCUCACUAUACGCAGCGAAAAUGCCGGUAAUUAAUGUGGAUGAUUUGACAGACAAAGAUAAACUAAAAAUGGAAGUAGAUCAACUUAAGAUUGAAGUGAAACUGGAGAGAGCACUGGUAUCUAAAUGCUGUGAAGAAGUGAGAGACUACAUCGAGGCUGGUUCAGCAGAAGACCCUCUCGUGAAAGGAAUCCCAGAGGAGAAGAACCCUUUCAAGGAAAAGGGGGGGUGUGUCAUUGCCUGAGGUGGACAACCAAAAAUUCCUCCUUCCCCAGUCCUAGCCUGCUUUAGAACAAUUGGACAUUGAAUUAAAAAUAAAUCAUGCCACUCACAGCUGGGAUACACCAGAACUGGGCAAAACAAACACAACAAAAUGAAAAGUUACAUCGGUUUUCAAGUUAUACAGAAGACAGGGGACCCCAAACUCAGUCUGCGUUUCAACGUUUUAAGUCUUCUGUGAAGUGAUAAAUUCUGUUAAACUACAUAUUUAAUCUGAAGAAUUAUGGAACAGUUGUCAAAGCUUUGCUAGAUGGAAUAAUUGUAACUCUGUCCCAUGGCCACCUGUUGUCUAGGCAGCAUCUGUUUCGUACCUGAACAAAACAAUUUGAUUAAACAAGCUUGUUUACAACAGAA
Messenger RNA from Lepisosteus oculatus (spotted gar), 685 nucleotides. The record is from RefSeq and is a predicted model, not a curated record. Lineage: Eukaryota; Metazoa; Chordata; Actinopteri; Semionotiformes; Lepisosteidae.